Molecule: messenger RNA, 2167 nt
Organism: Stegastes partitus (bicolor damselfish)
Lineage: Eukaryota; Metazoa; Chordata; Actinopteri; Pomacentridae
Gene: lpxn
Product: leupaxin
Exons: 8
Coding region: 863-2074 (403 amino acids)
Biological process (GO): endothelial cell migration; transforming growth factor beta receptor signaling pathway; substrate adhesion-dependent cell spreading
Source: RefSeq, a predicted model, not a curated record
GGUUUUCUGUCAUGUUUUAUCCUGCUGAUACUCGUCUGUGGUGCAGCUAAUAGCUUCUGACAAAGUAUGAGGACAAAGCUUUGUGGUUAUGGAAUAAAACCACAGCAGCUUGUGUGUUUUGGGUCAUUUAUACGCUGGAGUCUAAGUACAGUAUUUACAGUACUGAGCAAUGCAGUUCAUUUGUAUUGAGCGCUGCUGUUUUUACGCCUUCUUAUGAUAGUUCACGUAUGUAACCUUUACUUUGUCCUGUAUUUGUACUGCUUAUUAUUUUUAAUUUGUGCUGACAUUUUAUGCACAAGUCUUUAAAAACUGAUAAAAAUGAAGGUUAACAGAUGGAAUGAGGUAAAGAGAGGACUUUGGUGAACAUACAUGCACACAAAUUCAAAACGACUUGUUUUCUUUCAGUGUGUCUUAAAAAGCGUUUGUGAGAUGUGAGAACAUGAAGACGUUGGUCGGACUUGUGAAGACAGCAGUGCUUCAGCCUGAACAUUAUUUCCUUUCUUUUCAACAGUCUUCUCGUCUCCUUCUUCAUACAAUAAUCAUUUAUCUUGUGUGGUUUUACAUGUGUGAAGGAGAGAGUUGAAUGUGCUGCAACAUUCUUAUGACAUUUACUGAGAGUUUCACUUCUGCAGUGUGUCAUGCCAUCACUUCCUGAGGAAGCUGACGCGCAUGAAGCAACCUCCGUCCGCCUGCACUCAGUCUGUACACCGACAUGCACUCUGGCUCACUUCACAAGAAAGAUUUCACUCUGCACAAAUGACACACACACACACACUGUGGUUGGCUGUAAUUGCCCAGAAAGAACAAACACUGAAAUAACCAUGUGUUAAGUGGUUGUGUGAAUACUGUACUGAAUGCAUGCAUGGCUGCAAGAAUGUGUGGUUUACAGAUUUAUGUCCUGAACUCUGCCACAGAUUUGCUGCUGGAGGAGUUGGCCCUGAAUUCGGCAGGUUCAGACGGCGUCCAUGAGAACAGGAGCGAUGAUGUGGAGGUUCCAGGUGGAGUUUCUGCUGGAGUUACACCAAAAGGAAAAGGCUCAGUCACAAAUGUGUACAGUGCUCUGCCAGCUCCUGUGGCAGCUUCCUCGGAUGCCGACUCACCUACGCAGGAGCUGGAAUCCAUCCUGCAAGAUCUGAUGGGUCUCGCUGAAGGGGAGCACGCAGCCACCCCACCGCCGCUCACACAAAAGCAGUCUGUGAAGAAGAAACCAGAAGGUGGACAACAGAACACGGAGGGCAGCAGCAGCCCAGCAGGCUCCGAUCCAAAGACCUCGACCCAGAGGAAGAAAACAGACACCAUCGAUGACCUGCUAGGAGGCCUGAGCUCUGACUUGGAGAAGAUCGGUGUUUGCACCACAGCCAAAGGCCACUGCGCUUCCUGCAACAAGUGCAUUGUGGGAAAGAUGAUCACGGCGCUGGGCCAAGUGUGGCACCCGGAGCACUUUGUGUGUGUGGCGUGUAAGGCCGAGCUGAGCACCACAGGCUUCUUCGAGCGGGACGGGAGGCCGUACUGCGACAAAGACUACCACCAGCUCUUCUCCCCACGCUGUGCUUAUUGCAAGGGGCCAAUCAUGCAGAACAUCGUGACAGCUCUGGACCAGAACUGGCACCCAGAGCACUUCUUCUGUACGCACUGCGGAGGCCUGUUUGGACCGGAAGGGUUCCUGGAGAAGGACGGGAAGCUGUACUGUUGCAAGGACUUCUACCAUCUCUUUGCUCCCAAGUGCUCGGGCUGUGGGGAGUCGGUGAGGGAGAACUACCUGACUGCAGCCAAUGGCACCUGGCAUCCAGAGUGCUUCGUCUGCGCGGACUGUCUGAAGCCCUUCACCGACGGCCGAUUCAUGGAGCUGGCCGGCCGGCCCCUCUGCUCGCUGCACUUCCACUCCAGGCAGGGCACCCUGUGCGGCAGCUGCGGGGAGCCCAUCACCGGCCGCUGCAUCUCCGCUCUGGAGCGCAAGUUUCACCCCGAGCACUUUGUCUGCGCCUUCUGUCUGCGGCAGCUGAGCCAGGGCAUCUUCAAGGAGCAGGAGGGGAAGCCGUACUGCUCGGCGUGCUUUAACAAACUCUUUGUGUGAGACAAGAAGCUGCACGGUGCUGCAUCACUGUCACUGCUGACGUUGUGAUUUGUUUCAGUGUAAAUGAUGAAUUAAAACCACCCACCUUUCCUA